Messenger RNA from Sinocyclocheilus rhinocerous, 3412 nucleotides. Its product is annotated as RING finger protein 157-like. Gene Ontology annotation, molecular function: ubiquitin protein ligase activity. Gene Ontology annotation, biological process: protein ubiquitination. Gene Ontology annotation, cellular component: cytoplasm. The record is from RefSeq and is a predicted model, not a curated record. The coding region runs from base 383 to 2467 and encodes 694 amino acids. The transcript has 19 exons. Lineage: Eukaryota; Metazoa; Chordata; Actinopteri; Cypriniformes; Cyprinidae.
CGCUCAAGCGCUCGGAGAACAGAGGAUACAGGGAUGAUGAUGAUAAACAUACCGAGAAACUGUGUCAUAUAGAGAGCACCUCACUGCGCUUUGCAACUUAGCCAAGGAUGCCGACCACGGAGGCAGGAACAGCCUUAUAAUAGGGCUUCAGUCUGCAGGACGCAAAGAGCAGCUUGUGUCUGCAGACAAAACAACGAGGGACUCUGUGCGAAGCUUACAGGGCAUUAAGAGCACCAACUAAUCCUGUGCAUGGCAAAAAAUAUAAAAGCGAAGAGUAAAAAAACGGGCUUUUGCGUGAAGAAGGAGAUGUUCGGACUAAAGAAGUCGCAGCAGCAGUAGGAUUGCAAUCAUUCAGUGUUAUUUCAGUUUUUAGCUAUUGGAAAUGGGAGCUUUGACAAGCCGUCAGAAUGCAGGAGUGGAGGAGGUCGAUAUACCAUCCAAUUCUGUUUACAGAUACCCACCCAAAUCCGGAAGUUAUUUUGCUAACCAUUUCAUUAUGGGAGGAGAGAAGUUUGAUUCAACUCAUCCUGAAGGCUACCUCUUUGGUGAAAAUACUGACCUCAACUUCCUAGGCAACAGACCAGUAGUGUUCCCGCACAAUGCUCCCCCUCCACAUGAGCCGGUCAAGACCCUCCGCAGUCUCAUCAACAUCCGUAAAGACACUCUGCGACUUGUCCGAUGUAGUGAAGACAUGAAGCUUCCUGGACAGGAAGUUGGGAAAAGCCACAGCUGCUAUAAUAUUGAGUUUACCUUUGAUGCAGACACACAAGUUACCAUCACUAUAUACUACCAAGCCAUUGAAGAGUUUCACAAUGGUGUGCCAAUAUACUUGCCGCAGGACAGCUCUCUGCAGUCAGAGACGGUGCAUUUCAAACGCGGCGUCUGCCAACAGUUCUGUCUGCCCUCUCAUUACGUCAACUUAUCAGAGUGGGCAGAUGAGGAGCUUUUGUUUGACAUGGAUAAAGACAUCUACCCCAUGGUUAUACAAGCAGUAGUGGAUGAGGGAGAUGAACACUUGGGACACUCUCAUGUUCUUCUUGCAACCUUUGAGAAGCAUAUGGAUGAAAGUUACUGUGUAAAACCUCUGAAACAGAAACAAGUGGUGGAUGGAGUGAGUUACCUGCUGCAGGAGAUCUAUGGUAUAGAGAACAAAUACAACAGUCAGGAAUCAAAGGUGGCAGAAGAUGAGAUUAGUGACAACAGCGCUGAAUGUGUGGUGUGUUUGUCGGACGUGCGGGACACACUUAUCCUGCCCUGCAGACACCUGUGCCUGUGCAACGCCUGCGCAGACACACUGCGUUACCAGGCCAACUGUUGCCCCAUCUGUCGACUGCCGUUUCGUGCCCUCCUUCAAAUUCGAGCGAUCAGGAAAAAACUGAGCCCACUCACACCUACUGAAUUCAACCCUGUCAUCACCUCACAGACAUCAGAUUCAGAGGAGCACUCGGCAUCAGAGCACAUCCCACCAGGCUAUGAAGCUGUGUCCCUGUUGGAGGCCUUGAAUGGGCCCCUGAACCCGUCGCCAUCUGCUCCUCCACUUCAGGGCCUCACCAGGGGCCAUGUUUCUGGAUCUGUGCCCACAUAUGGCAGUGAUAGCCACCACACGCCCACGCGCUCCCUCUCUCCGCUAGAACACUCUGUCAACUCCAGCCAGAAUGUGAAACACAAGAAGAGUGGCUCUAAAUCCCUCUCCCAGAAUUCUUCAGUGCUGCCUGAGGAGGAGGAUGAGAAGUCAUGCAGUGAGUCUGAAGUACAAACGUGCAGGAGAAAACUGCAUGUAGAACAGCAAGAGUCUGGAGUGACUCCUGAAAGUGACAACAUCACCCUGUCAUCCUCAGGGGCCAUAGAUCAGUCCUCCUGCAACGGGACCCCUCUGUCCUCCACAAUCACCUCCCCAGAGGAUCCAGUAAGCAGCAGCCUGGCCCAGUCUGUGAUGUCAAUGGCGUCCUCUCAUAGCCAGCACUCUCAGAUUAGCACCGACACACUCUCUUCAAUGUCCGGAUCCUACACGGCUGGUGCCGAGGGAGAGGAGGCCGAUGAGACCCCAGCAGAGAGCCGAGCGCCUUCCCAACAUGAGGGUGAGGAAAUCCCCAACGAGGCAAAAGGGCAUAACUUUGUGGCUGCCAUUCUUGAAGAACAGGAUUCAGAGGGAAAUGAUGUGACUGAGGAAGAUUGCGCAUCUCCCACCAAAGAACAUGGUGGGCGCAGGAGGAGCGAGGUGCCUUGUCCAGAGUUUGACAAUAACAAUCAGGGGCAGUCUGACACCCACUGUAUGACAGGCCUGGACAAUGAGCAGCCUCCUGACGGCCGAUUCGCUGGUCUGUUAUACCUCGACGUCUAUCGUCAUGGACGGGAUCCUUUGACUCACCAUGCGUCCACCAGCAACAUCAACCUGGAGGAGCAAGGGGUCACCAAUGAGGCGGCAAAUCCCAAGAACAAAUCUCAUCGUGGACCCCUAGCUGUGUAAAAUCCUCAAUCCACCCAGUCACAGACCUACUCCAAUCCUGAGAGGAAUAUCUGCCUCUUUCUUCAUGCCACCUCCAGCCAAACUCAUGCCCACACCAAUUACUCAUGGAUCAAAUCCUCUAAAUGCAAACCAGGGAGAAUUGACUGUGUGGUUUCUCUUCUCCAUUGUGAUAGAUGUCAUGUUUUUAGCGCUCUUUUGGUGUUGGCACUUGUGUAAAGCACCACGUUUACACCAACGCUCCACCUCCUCAUGCGUACAAAUGAAGGGAUGACUCAAGCAAGCUCUCCUGGUGAAAAGCUGGAAAAUGAGAACAUGAUGAAGACUCCAACCUCUGAUCUAAGCAGCAUUUCAUGUCAAAUUUCAUGUCAAGGCUGUGCGACUAUGCUUUUUAAAGUUAAUAAUCAAAUCCUGCUGAUAUGAAUCAACAUCCCUUUGGAUUCUCCUCAGUAAUGUCACUGAACGUUUGAAUAUUUCAACUUGUACUAUUGGAAAUCUGCCCACAAUACCCAAGAUAGAUGUUUCAAAAGAAUACGUUGGAAAAGAUGAAUUGUCAUAAUAAUCAGUCCUUCACAAUAUUAACUUCAGAGCAAUAACACAUAUUUGCUCAUGUUUCUGCCCUUGUCAGUUUGCUGCAGCUCACUUUGAGCUCUACGUACAGCCCUGCAUGUUACAAAGACACAAAGCUACUGAGCUGCCUAAAUUGUGUUACACAUCUGGCCACGGAGACGCUACUGAACUGCUUACUACCAAGCAUUUUCGAACAUUUUGUAUAGGAUAUGGAAAUGUUGGGGAAAACUUGCCUAUGACGUCCACAUCUGUGGUCGUAACUCAGAUUGCUACUGAUGAUGGUAUGUUAAAUGUCAUAAAGCUACUGUCAAGCUUUUUGUGUGUUGUUAAAAAAAUAUAUACAGAGUUCUGGCAUGAAACUCUAGAUGGCGCAGUCCG